UGACUGACUAUACUUGUUAUGCUUUAUGCUUAGGAUUCUUGUUGUUCUCUCGCUGCUCUCACCACCACCACCACCACCACCACCACCACCACCACCACCACCAUCAAUGCCUGCUCAGAAGCGUUCCUUCCCUGACUCUCCUCACGAUCACGAUCACCAUCGCCAUGCCAACCAAUCCAACCACGAACAUGAAGAAGAUGAUUAUGACAAAUCAGAUGGUUCUGACCAUGCCCCAUCUCCAGAAGAAAAAUCCGAAUAUCUGUUGGUACGACUUCAGGAAAUUCGUAAAGAUGUUCAAUGUCCAAUUUGCCUUGGUAUUAUUAAGAAAACAAGAACUGUUAUGGAAUGCAUGCACCGGUUUUGCAGGGAAUGCAUUGACAAGUCGAUGAGACUAGGGAACAAUGAAUGCCCUGCUUGUCGAACACACUGUGCCAGUCGCCGCUCUUUGAGAGAUGAUCCAAACUUUGAUGCCCUAAUUGCAGCUUUAUAUCCAGAUAUUAAGAAGUACGAGGAAGAGGAGCUUGAAUUCGGGGAAGAGGAUAAGAACCGCAAUAAACUGAUUCAAGCUUCCAUUGCAAAAGUUGUUCAGCGGCAGUCUGAAGCACUGGUUAAGAGACGUAGAGAUACACCUGGUGCAUUUAUGACAAGAUCACAGCGCAAUCAACGGAAUGUUAUUUCCAGGAGACAGAACCCAGAGGUGGAUACUCAAGGAUCUGAAGAUAAUGAGGAGGAAAAUGGCAAUAAUGAAAAGGACUCAUCUGCAGAUGAGCGAUGUACGGAACCCAGACAGAGGAGGAAGAAGAGGCGGUCCAGAGGUCGGCCUUCUCAACCCUCAUCAUCGACAGCAAGUCCUGAUGGUGGGUGCAUAGAAAGUGAAAUCGGUAUAAGUAGAGAAAAUCAAGGAGUUUCUUCAAGGCAGGCGUCAAAACCUCAAAAGCUGACUUGGGGAAGGGGUGGUUUCAGGAGUAACACACGACAUGGCAAUGGCAAUGGUAGCAAUAGCAAAAGUUCCCGCCGUGGCCGCUUGGCCAAAUUGGUUGAUUAUCUCUGUAACUUAGAUGAAAACACUGAUGAGUUCGAUAUUCAUCUCAUGCUUUUUCCUUUGGACAGACAAAGUACACCAAGUUUGCAGCAGCCACACCUUGUCUGUCGGCCAACAUUGUCCGUGAGGCACCUUUGUGAAUAUGUUGCUUGUCAGACACCUUUGCCAGUUGAAGAAGUUGAGAUUUUGGCAGUUAAGAGAUGCUGCAGUACAUUUUGUGAUAAGUCAGUUGAUGAGGCUUCGUCCUUUGAUGAGCUUACACCACUGGUUAUUGAUCCUAGCAAAGAUGAACUGGAAACUUUGCAAGGGCAUGAACCUUUGACAGGGAUUAAAUCCAAUUGCAUAUCUCAAAGGGGGCAUUUGAUGCUGGCAUAUAGGCGGAAGGAGUGAGCAUUUUAGACAGUUUUGAUAUUUAUCAAUGCCAGGACUUUUUGUGUAUGUAUAUAGGGCGUUUUCAGCUAAACACUAGUUUUUUUGGUGUGUAAACAAACAACUUCAAUAGUUAAAUAGCAUGAACAGCCUGAAAGGAUAUGGAGGUCCUGCAGAAAAAUAGCUCGGCGCCAGGAUGAUAAAAGAAAUUAGUGACAACCCUCAAGGCAAAUUAACAUAUCAAGCGCAAGGCGCAUCUCUUUAAUAUGGGCCUUGCUACACUGCUCUAUCUGCACUCCUAAGGCAGACUAUCACUCACUACGGGUAUGUUUGUUUUUCUGUUUGCACCCCUGAAUGUGCUUUUGAACUGCACUGAACACUGUGCCACUAUGUUUGGGUAGUUUGAACCAACUUUCAUCUUAACCCAGUUUUGGUCCAAAA
This is a messenger RNA of Lotus japonicus, 1852 nucleotides long. Its product is annotated as putative E3 ubiquitin-protein ligase RING1a. Bases 26 to 1432 code for a protein of 468 amino acids. The record is from RefSeq and is a predicted model, not a curated record. NCBI's taxonomy places the organism in Eukaryota, Viridiplantae, Streptophyta, Magnoliopsida, Fabales, Fabaceae. The transcript has 10 exons.